This is a messenger RNA of Lactuca saligna, 318 nucleotides long. The record is from the annotation of a GenBank genome assembly. NCBI's taxonomy places the organism in Eukaryota, Viridiplantae, Streptophyta, Magnoliopsida, Asterales, Asteraceae.
AUGUUCCACCGCCCUUCUUGGUCACGACUUACGAUAUGGUGGAUGAUCCUGCUACCGAUAAGGUUCUUCCCUUGCGCUACGAAUAACAGCUUCAUCGUCCGGGACCCUCCUGAGUUCGAUUCACGAAUAUCUCAUAUGGCACAUCGGACAGUAAGUAUAAAUCAACGGUAUGAAGCACUUGGUGUUGUUGAGGCUUCGUUCAUUACUCUUACAGCUCCGUUUAUUGACAACAAUACCAGCGUGGAGUUUAGUGACAUGAUUUUGAUGUUGCCUUCUGCUACGCAAGUGAAAGGUUUUUCUCCACCAGUGAUGAAAUAA